Molecule: messenger RNA, 3574 nt
Organism: Pogonomyrmex barbatus (red harvester ant)
Lineage: Eukaryota; Metazoa; Arthropoda; Insecta; Hymenoptera; Formicidae
Product: phospholipid-transporting ATPase IF
Biological process (GO): phospholipid translocation
Cellular component (GO): plasma membrane; endoplasmic reticulum
Molecular function (GO): ATP binding; ATP hydrolysis activity; magnesium ion binding
Source: RefSeq, a predicted model, not a curated record
AUGAUUAUAGCUAGAUUUACAAGCAGAUUGAUCUUCGUUCAAGGUGCGACAUCCUCGGUAGUUAACGAUCAUAGAGUCGUAAAGAUUAAUUCUGGAGAUGAUUCACAAACACAUUUUGUUAGCAAUCGGAUCAUAUCACAUAAGUAUACGAUAUGGAACUUCAUUCCAAAGAAUCUCUUUGAGCAAUUUCGACGAGUGGCAAAUUUUUAUUUUUUAAUCACGACGAUAAUCGCGCUUAUAAUAGAAUCGCCGGUCUCGCCGUUAACCAGCGCCUUACCUCUAACGUUUGUCAUCUUGGUAACAGCGAUUAAACAGGGAUAUGAAGAUUAUCUCCGUUACAGAACGGAUAAACGAGAUAAUCGGAGAUCGGUUAAUGUCAUCCGUAACAAAUGUCUGCAGGAUAUAUAUUGCGAACAAAUAGUAGUGGGCGAUCUUAUAAAAGUCUGUCGAGACGAGGAUGUGCCCUGCGAUAUCGUCCUUCUUCAUAGUGAGACUCGAGGAUGUUGUUACGUCACGACAUCUAAUCUAGAUGGUGAAACGAAUUUAAAGACGUUACUCGUCCCGAAAGUGAUCUCAGCGAUGUCACUUUCGGAAAUAGUGGCGAUACAAGCGACGAUUACGUGCCAGCAGCCCUUAGCUAAUCUUUAUAAUUUCCACGGCAAACUCGAGAUUAACGAUGGCAGCGAGAUAAUUAGCGGACAUCUGACAAUAGAUAAUCUUAUGCUUCGUGGAUCAAGACUGAAAGAUACCGAGUAUGUGAUCGGCUGCGCGGUUUACACCGGGCAGGACACGAAACUGUCCCUCAAUUCAAAGAUAGUCAGCAAUAAAUUCUCAACUGCCGAGAGAUCUAUCAAUAAGUAUCUUAUUGUAUAUGUCGUGAUACUGUUACUUGAAGUGUUGGUGUCUACUUUGUUGAAACUAUACGUUGAAUCCUACCAAGGAUGGGAUAGUUAUCUAGGACCACGGCCUAAUACCAAUUUUUUCUCGUUAAUUACGGAUAUUAUGAGCUUCCUUAUUUUAUUCAAUUACAUCGUACCGAUAUCAUUGUAUGUCACCAUCGAAUUGCAAAAGUUCCUCGGCUCCUUUUUCUUCGGCUGGGACUUAGACAUGUACGACGCAAGCAACGAUCAGCCGGCGCUCGCCAAUUCGUCAGACUUGAACGAAGAGCUCGGCCAGGUUGAGUAUCUGUUUGCUGAUAAGACUGGGACACUCACUGAAAAUCUGAUGGUGUUCAGGCGCUGCUCGAUCGAUGGCAACAUAUACAUGGAGAAAGAUUGCGAUGGAAAUCUUUACUUAUUGCCAUCAAGCGGAAAUGAGAAGGAGGCCGUCAAAUUGUCAGCGUGGGAGGGCGACAUUUGGCAUUUCAUGAUAAGCAUAUCACUAUGUCAUGUGGUUCAAAUAGCGCCGCCAAAUCGGCGUCCUGAAAUCAUAGCUAAACGAACUCAAUUUCGCGAGAGCUUCAGGUUAAAAAAAGUCACGAGAGUCAACAGCUCGUUGAUGAUGCAUCCGGAUCUGCCAGAAUACCAGGCGGCAUCGGCAGACGAAAAGGCAUUAGUAGAGGCAAGCGCUAGAUGCGGUGUUGUUUUUCAAAAGAAUACUAACGAGGAGAUGCACAUCAAGAUCAAGGAGAACACGCUAGUCUUUCAGAAGCUGGAAAUAUUGGAGUUCAGCUCUGAACGAAAGAGGAUGUCAGUAAUUGUAAAAGAUUCAGCGGGAGAUAUCUGGCUGUAUUGCAAAGGUGCGGAUUCGGCUGUUUUACCGUUGAUAGUUGAAGGAAAGAUACAAAACGCUGUUACCCAUGUCGCCGAUUUCUCUAUGAGAGGUCUGCGAACGCUGAUAGUGGCGUAUAAAAAAAUGCAGCAAUCCGAGUACGAAAGGCUGCAGCAGAAUAUCGAGGAGGCCAGACAGAUAAUUGGCCCGGAAAGAGCGACGCAUAUGACGCGUGCUUAUAAUCUUAUGGAGAGCGGGCUUACCUUGCUUGGAGUAACUGCGGUGGAAGAUCGCCUACAAGACAAAGUACAAGAAACCUUGGAAUGCCUACGAGUCGCUGGCAUCAAAAUAUGGGUGCUUACUGGAGACAAAGCAGAAACUGCCGAAAACAUUGCUUUUCUCUGCGGCCAUUUCAAGAAAGGUACCGAGGUUCUAAGACUGAUGGAUGAGCCCUCAGGGCAAACCUGCUUUCUAAUUCUCACAACUUUCGAACGAAAAGUAAAAUUGGAACCGUACAAGCAAUACGGAUUGAUAGUAGACGGUGUCAGCAUAGCGGCGACGUUAAGAAGUUAUCCGGAAUUAUUUAAAUCCGUUGCGAUGACAUGCGAAGCGGUUGUCUGUUGUAGACUGACGCCUCUGCAAAAGAGCGAGAUUGUGCAUCUGAUAAAAACGGCGCGAAACCGUCCGCAAACUGCGGCCAUCGGCGAUGGCGGUAAUGAUGUUUCGAUGAUACAAGAAGCACAUGUAGGUAUCGGCAUAAUGGGAAAGGAGGGUCGCCAGGCGUCAAUAUCCGCCGACUUUGCCUUCACAAAAUUCAAAUAUCUGAGAAAAGCAAUUCUAGUGCAUGGGCACUGGUAUUAUUUACGCAUCAGCCUUCUGAUGCAGUAUUUCUUUUAUAAGAAUGUGGUGUUUAUAACGCCGCAGGUGUUGUUCGGCAUGCACAAUGGUUUCUCUACGCAGGAACUUUAUGAUGGUGUAUUUCUAAUGGGCUUCAACUUAAUAUUUACAUCACUGCCGGUAUUGCUAUAUGGAUUAUUGGAACAGAAUUAUAACGCGAGGAAACUCAUGGAGCAUCCAUACUUGUAUAAAUUAAAUAAAAAUAAUUAUUUAAUGUCAAGACAACAAUUUAUGGUGUGGCUGCUUCUAGGUUUAUGGCAUACAUGUGUAACAUAUUUUGUAGUAUUUGCUGUGACAACUAUCAAUCCUACGUAUUUAUAUGAUAACACACCAGUUGAGCAUUGGACUUACAGUACAUGCAUUUUUCAUAUAGUCACUUUGCUAGCAAAUGUACAGAUUUUAAUGCGCAGUUUAUAUUGGACAAUUCCACUUGUUCUAGGCGUAGUGCUAUCCGAAUUAAUAUUUUUCGUAAGCACAUUUUGCUAUUCACUUAUAAAGGUGAAGUAUGAUGGUGAUAUGUUUGGAGUCUUUCAAAAAUUAUUAAUGUCACCCAUAUUCUGGUUACUCACUAUACUUAUCGUCGUUGCUUGCUUAAUACCUGAUUACUUAAUGAUGACAUAUAACACCUAUAAACCAAUAAAAAUUCUUCGAAGAAAUGAAGAACCUCCGCAAAUUUGUGAUUGCAAUAGUGACGAUAGUGAAUCCAGUUCUUGGCAAAUGAGACACCGUGUAUUUCCAUGGAGAGGUAGCCUUUCGUUGCAGAAAGUUAAAUAAUAUGCUAGAAGGACCAGCAUACACAUUUACAUUUCAGUAUUAUUUAUGUAUAUAUAUGUAUAAAAAAAUGUUUAUUUGGAAUCUUAUAUACGAUUUAUUUUGUACAUUGCAAUUUAAGUUGCUGUAGUAUACGACUAACAUCGUAUUAAAUAACUUUAAUUAUCAAUUGAUAUAAUAAAAUCAGUCAGGAGUU